AUGGUCCAAGCCUCUGUCUCGUUAAAGGUCGGACCCGUGUUAACUGCAGCGGUUGAUAGCUCGAUCUCGGUCGCUGGCAGUGGCCCCGUGGGACGACUUGGAGGACUCAUCCCACCAGGAGGCAAUGCCUCGUUGGCUUCAAAAGCCAAGAAACCAACUGUGAAAUUUGCAGCAAGCGCACCCGCUCAAUCGGAAUCUACCCCAUUCUCCAAGGUGCAUCAACAACGACAGGCGGCCACUCCUUCUACUGAGUCCACCAAGCCAAAAUCACCCGAUUAUGUCCUUUGUGAAGGCAGCUGUGAGAUGAAGCCUACUCAAGGCACCCAAACGUUCGAAGCAACGUUCGCCAUGAAGAUUGACUCGGCUUCGAACCACGCCCUGCUCAUUAUCACCACUCCCGGCAAGGAGGAACGGGUGCAUAAUGUGAUGGACCUCCAGGCCCCAACCAUGCACAACGGUUUCUGUCGUAUAGAAAGCUAUGCUGGCAAAAGUAACGCCAGCUAUACGCUGAAACUAAAGGAUUCUACCUGGACUGGGAAGUUCAAGUUUUACCUGGAAAGUCUACGAACGGCAGCCAUUAGGCAGCAGGCAUGUACUGGCGACGAAGCAAAACCGACUGCGGCCCAGAUGAGGGCUGCUUCUUGCUUGUCCAAGGCAGCCGAUGUUGCUUUGAUCGGUCCCGCAACGAUCUCUCCCACCACUCCUGGCGCAACGAACAGUGACCAGCCGGUAGAGGGAAAGCCUUCCAAAUUCGACAAUGUGGAUGCGGCUGAUCCGUUGAGCACAAUGGAGGAGGCAGUCGAACCAGCACUGAAUAGCAACCUGCUGGCGCGGGUGCAGUCUUCCAAUUUCGUCGUUUUGGACACGGCCAAUCCGUUUGGCAAGAUGGAGGAGGCGGUUGAACCCGCAUCGAAUAAGAACCGGCCAGCGGAGGCGCAGGCUUCCAACCUCGUCGAUGUAGAUACGGCCAUUCCGUUCGGCGCGAUGGAGGAGGCGGUUGAACCCGCACCGAAUGGCAACAACCCAGCGGAGCUGCAGACUCCAAACCUUGUCGAUAUUGAUACUGGAAAUUCUAUCAACACGGUGGAGGAGGCAGCGGAACAGCUACAUGCCCUUGUACAUAACGUAAUGGCUGAACUGAAAGGGCGUGGGCUGCGUCUCUCGGAAGAAGCGAUUGACGAUGUCGAGGAGACGGCCCUCGACGUCUGGUUUAACAGAAACCUUUUCGAUUCUCAUGCUGACGACAUCAAAAGCGACAUGUUGGGCCUUUUGAAAGGAUUUUCCCAACUCAAACGUCAAGCUGAUCGCAUGAAGAAAAAGAUCCAAACCCGGCGAGCAAACAUCGGCCUCGCCGAAAGCCCCUCACUACAGAGCUUGAAGGACUUGAAGAUAGGCGCCGGCCCAAGAAGCCGAAUCCAGUACACCACUGCGGAGAUCGAAGAGUUAUCCGACAAAGCGAUAUCGCGUCCAGUAGAUCUGGAUUGGGCCGAGUUCCUCCCGAUGGUCGGUGAGAAAAGGAGCGGAAGGAAUGCGAAGUCUGCCACGGCCGAAGUCCAGCUGCAGCCGAUCAGCAACAUGGGCACUUUGAUCGACAUCAAUUUCAAUCCCACCAUGCCUGCGACUAGUAGCAACGGACCAGAAAUUUUGUUCAAAGAUUCGAUCAGUUCCAAAUCUGCCGUCAAUUCGCAGCCAACUGCCGUUGCAACCACGCCGCUGCCUAGCGACACCGAGAAAAAAAUGGCAUGUUCGGGGCCCGCGAAGGACGAGACAAAAGACACCAUGACCACGCGACAAUGGGGGCAGCAGAAAAGGCCUCCAUGUGAACGUAUGGCCGCGUACCAUCACGGGGGCCAAGGAGCAGCACUGUCGUCGAAAAGCCAUCCAAUUGCAGCGGCCAAUGUGCAGUCAAACACCGCCUCGAGCAAGCCAAGAACCUCCGAGCCAAUCUUGACGGGACUUUUAUCCUCGCUCUGGGCUAACUAA
This is a messenger RNA of Drechmeria coniospora, 1983 nucleotides long. RefSeq lists its product as uncharacterized. The transcript has 2 exons. The coding region runs from base 1 to 1983 and encodes 660 amino acids. Lineage: Eukaryota; Fungi; Ascomycota; Sordariomycetes; Hypocreales; Ophiocordycipitaceae. The record is from RefSeq and is a predicted model, not a curated record.